AUGAGACUAAUUAGUUUUAAUAUUAUAAAAAGGUUAAAUUUUCAACCACCAGUUCCAAAACAACAAAUAAAUCUCUGUCAAAUUCGUAAUUUACACGUUAAACCUUUUGUAUUGGGUAUUAACAAGAAUUCUUUUGGGAAUAAUUAUUUUAAAGUUGGUUGUAGUUUUUUAAUUACAAGAAGAAUGAGUAGUACUAAACCCGCUGCCGAAGUUAGUGAAGGUUUGCCUUUUAAGACCCUAAGAUUUUUACCUAAAAGUGGACAAGAGAAAAAGGGUUCCGCUAUCAUUGUUUUGCAAGAAUGGUGGGGAAUCAAUGAACAAAUAAAGGUUCACGCUCAACAUAUUGCCGAUAAUGCAAAUACUUUAGCAGUUGUUCCUGAUCUUUAUAAAGGUAAACUUGGCUUAUCUCAAGAGGUUAGAUCACAUUAUCAGGAAGCAAGUCAUUUGAUGUCCAAUUUGGAUUGGAAGGAAUCAUUAGUAGAAUUAGAGGCUCUUGUUGAUUCAUUGAAAAAAGAAAAUCGAGAAAAAAUUGGAUCCAUUGGAUUUUGCAUGGGAGGUGAAUUUCAUAAACCAAGAGUUGGGGCCGUAAGUCUUGCUCUUGCAUCACAUGUGGCGGCAAAAAAACCUUUGAGCGCUGUUGUUACUUGCUAUGGUAUUCCAUCACCAACAAUUUGUGAUGUAUCUGUGAUCGCUAUAAAAACUCCCGUGCAGGGACAUUUCGGAAGCGAAGAUAAACACACUGGAUUCAGCGAUCCAAAUGCUGCUUAUUCGCUUGAAAGGAAUCUUGAAGAAGGAAUAGAAAGAUUGGAUGCAUCAGGAAAAGAAAUUGCAAUCUAUAGAUAUGAUGGAGAAGAUCAUGCAUUUUUAAAUAAUGAAGAACGUUCAUUGAAGAUGCGUAAAGAACAAGGAUUUCUUGAUUUUAAUAUUAAAAAUCAAGAAUUGGCAUGGAAUAGAAUUUUCGAGUUUUUCAAUAAAUAUUUGUAA
Funneliformis geosporum is the source of this 984-nucleotide messenger RNA. The record is from the annotation of a GenBank genome assembly. Lineage: Eukaryota; Fungi; Glomeromycota; Glomeromycetes; Glomerales; Glomeraceae.